UGUUAUGCCAUGUGGGUUGCUCCUGGCCUGCGGUGGGGAUAGAACUCAUGCUGCAGUGGCUGGCGAUAACUUGAUAGCGCUGUCUUUAACCCCUGUGCCACCAGGGAGGGAGGCCCUUUCGCCCAUUUUUUUAUUGGGUUGAUUUUUUUUAUUGUUGUUGUUGAGUUAUAUAAGUUCUUUACAUAUCUUCAAAAUUACCCCCCUGUUGGAUGUCACACAAGGGACUAUCUUUGGCAGUUAGAGGGGAUGAAGAAUUGAUAGAUGCUACACCAUGGAGGAACUUCAAAAACAUUAUGCUAAUAAGUAAAAGAAGGCAAUCACAAAACGUUGCAUACUGUAGAUGAUUUUAUUGAUGUGAAAUAUUUAGAAUGGGCAAAUAUAUAGGGAAAGAAAUGAGAUUCGCAGUUGCCUAGAGUUGGGAGAGUCUGGGUAGUGACUUAUGGGUACAGGGCUUCUUUGGGGAAUAAAGAAUCUCUAAAUCUAGAUUGUGGUGAUAGUUGCACAACUCUAAAAAAAGUAAAAGCCAUUGAGUUGUACAUGUUAAAUAAGUAAACUUUAUGUAAUUUUUUUUAAUCAAUAAGGCUGUUUAAAAAGAAAGAAAGAUAAAGUAGUCUGAGUGAGGAGGGCCACUGAGCUUUAUUGGGUGACUAGACCUCUACUUUUAUGCUUUCCAUGAUAUUUUCUAGGCUGAAUCAUUCAGUUCUACUUUAAUAAUGUGAUUAAAGAGCUUGGAUUAAAUUCAAAUCUAUGGUCAAAAUUGAUUUUUGACAAGGGUAUCAAGGCCGGCCAAUAGAAGGCCUCCCUGGUGGUGCAGGGGUUAAGUCUCAGGGCUGUCAAGCCACUGCCAGUCACUGUGACAUGAGUUCAAUCCCCAGCCCACAAGGCACAGCAGACCUCUCCUGUCUUGCCCGCUGCUCCCUUCAGCAGCGUAUUUUAGUAGAUUCACCUGUUCUUCUCCCCACGCUGUCCCUGGUGAAUCCUCUUACCCCCACACCUCUGACCUACACAUACAGACUACAAAACACAUAUACAUACAAAAAUUAUCUCAGUAGCUCAAACACUGAACUUUAAGAACUAUAACUAUAAACUUUUAGGAAAAAACUAGGGUCAAAUCUUCAUGACAGAUAUAUUCAGAUGAUCAUUAAGCACAUGAAAAGACUCUCAACAUCCUUAGUGAGUAGGAAAAUGCAAAUUAAAGAUACCGUGAGAUACUAUUUCACACCUUCUCAGGUGGCUUAUGAUUUUUUUUUUUUUUAAAGGAAGUAAGUACUAGUGAGGAUGUGAAGAAAUUGCAACUCUUGUACACAUUUUGGUGGGAAUGUAAAGUGGUGCAGCUAUGGAGAAUACUUUGGUGGUUCUGCAAUAGGUUAAACAGAAUUACCUUGUGGACAGCAAUUCUGCUCAGCAUGCACCUCAAAGUCUUGAAAAUGUGGCUCAGAUGCUGUAUUCCAGUGUUCAUUGCAGUAUUGUUAAUAGUAAUCAAAAGGUGGGAACAAAUCAAGUAUGCAUUUAUGUAUUGAUUCAUUUUAUUUAUGCAUGAAAGAGCUGGGCUGUAGGUCAGAGGUGCAGGGGGAGUGAGAGGAUUUACCAGAGACAGAGUGGGGAGCAGAACAGGUGGAUCUACUGAAAUACACUGCUGAGGGGAGCAGUGGGUGAGACAGGAAAGGUCUGCUGUGCCAUGUGGGUCAGCUCCCUGCCUGGGGAUCGAACUUGUGCUACAGUGGCUGCAGACAGCUUCGUAGUGCUGAGAUUUAAUCCCUUGCGCCACCAGGGAGUUCCCUCAAGUAUUUGUUAACAGAUGAAUGGAUACACAAUGUGGUAUAGCCAUACAGUAGAAUAUUAGUUGGACAUAAAAAGGAGUGAAGUUCUGCUAUGUAGUGCAACAUUAUGCUAUGUGAAGUAAGCCAGACACAAAAGGACAAAUCUCAUGAUUCUGCUUAGUGUGAAAUAUCUAAAGAUAGAAAGUUGUCUAGUGGUUUACAGGGCUGGGAGGAGAGAUGAUGGGAAGUUAUUGCUUAAUGGGCACCGAGUUUCUGUUUGGGGUGUUGGGGAAUCUUAGAAAUAGUGGAGAUAGUUCUGCUACAUUGUGAAUGACACUGAGACAUACGCUUAAAACUGGUUAAAUUGCUUAAUUUUAAGUUUUAUUAUGGGUUACUAUAAUAAAUAAAAAUUGAGUUAAAUGCUAUUAGAUCCUUUUCAGUAAUUGAAAGUAAAGUAAAAGAAUAAUAUGCUGUACCUGUCGGCCGGAACCACCAUCUUCCAGUAAGUCGCCAAAAUGACUAACACAAAGGGGAAGAGAAGAGGGACCUGCUAUAUGUUCUCUAGGCCUUUUAGAAAACAUGGAGUUGUUCCUUUGGCCACAUACAUGCGACUCUAUGAGAAAGGUGAUAUUGUAGACAUCAAGGGGAUGCGCACUGUUCAAAAAGGAAUGCCCCACAAAUGUUACCAUGGCAAAACCGGCAGAGUCUAUAAUGUUACCCAGCAUGCAGUUGGCAUUGUUGUAAACAAGCAAGUAAAGGGCAAGAUUCUUGCAAAGAGAAUUAAUGUCCAUGUUGAGCACAUUAAGCACUCUAAGAGCCGAGAUAACUUCCUGAAACGUGUGAAAGAAAAUGAUCAGAAGAAAAAGUAAGCCAAAGAGAAGGGUACUUGGGUUCAGCUGAAGUGCCAGCCUGCUCCACCUAAAGAAGGGUACUUGGGUUCAGCUGAAGCGCCAGCCUGCUCCACCUAGAGACACUUUGUGAGAACCAAUGGGAAGGAGCCUGAGCUGCUAGAACCUAUUCCCUAUGAAUUCAUGGCAUGAUAGGUGUGCAAAAAGAAAGAAAAGAAUAAUAUGCUGUAGAUUGUUAGUAGUAAAGUAAUCUUAUGUGCAAAUAGAAAUGAAAAUUGAACCACACACUUAAAAGACAGACUAUUUUUGUAAGUCUCAGUUCUAGCACUUUCACUGGAGGAGGAAUGAUUAAACAGAAAUGGCUGGAGGAGGUUCGUCUUCUCUUCAUACCAAAGUGAAUAAAAAUAGACCUCCUUAAUUUAUGUCUUCUGUCCUACCGUUUUUGUGCCUGGAUCCUACUUGCUUACACAGUGAAGCCUUUAAUAAAGCUUCAGUAGCGACAGGGGUGUGGAGAAGCUUGGUGACCUGCCCAGCCUUCUACGAUCCCAGAUACCUUCUGAUUUGGGAAUGCCAUGUUUAGUCUGCUUUCAACUACUUCAUUUGGCUAAUUUAUAAAGGAUUACAUUGUAAUUUCUUUU
Messenger RNA from Talpa occidentalis (Iberian mole), 3246 nucleotides. Its product is annotated as 60S ribosomal protein L21-like. The transcript has a single exon. Bases 2276 to 2629 code for a protein of 117 amino acids. Gene Ontology annotation, cellular component: ribosome; cytosolic large ribosomal subunit. Gene Ontology annotation, molecular function: structural constituent of ribosome. NCBI's taxonomy places the organism in Eukaryota, Metazoa, Chordata, Mammalia, Eulipotyphla, Talpidae. The record is from RefSeq and is a predicted model, not a curated record. Gene Ontology annotation, biological process: translation.